Molecule: messenger RNA, 14358 nt
Organism: Malaya genurostris
Lineage: Eukaryota; Metazoa; Arthropoda; Insecta; Diptera; Culicidae
Gene: rdgC
Product: serine/threonine-protein phosphatase rdgC
Exons: 11
Coding region: 1257-3671 (804 amino acids)
Cellular component (GO): nucleus; cytosol
Molecular function (GO): protein binding; calcium ion binding; protein serine/threonine phosphatase activity
Source: RefSeq, a predicted model, not a curated record
GCCGUAGGUUGCGGUCGGUUGGACUGCUUGGUUGCGAAUUUCGCCGCAUCUAGUAAUCGGUCGAUAUACUCACUGCUAGUAGUGGGAUGCGUGUUCGUGUUGUCAUCGCUCGUUCGGUUCCCGCGUAAAUACGAAAACUGCUUCCUUUCCACGGAAGCGUUUUGUCUGCCUUGCGGAUUUGUUAUCGUUCGUUCCGCUAGUCAUCAGGCAGAGUCAGUCAGUCAGUCGUGAGCACUGGAAUCGAGCGGGUGAAUGUAGAAUUUCGGGUUCGUGUUGACCGAUGGUGGCAAGUGGCUAGUUUCACUGGCUGGAUUGACUGCUGUUUGAUAGUGAAGAUUGGAUUAGAAUAAUUGUUUUCCUGUUGUUCCAGUGCCGCAUUAUAAAUCGGAAAAGUUCUGAUGAUGUGAUCUGUUUGAAAAACAAAGCCCUUGUGAGAUUGCAAUUAAAGCAGAAGCGCAAUUUAUUGUUCAGAAGUAAAAACCUGCCGUGGAUAGUUAAAUUAGUUUGAAGAAAGUGGUUAUCUUUAAAUCGUCAAUGGUGCCAAAAACCCCAAUCGAGACUGUCGGAGGCAGAUUGCGAGCAAAAUCAUUAAACAGAGUUGAAAGUCAGUUCAGCGAAAUCAUCUAUGGCUGGACUGUGAACUCGCAUAAUUGAAGCUAAUUCGAUACUGCCCAUAAACCGAAGCCAAUUAGUUCAACUAUCUUCGAUAGUACGAUGAUUCUCGUGGAUGAGUAAACCGAUUGGGCUCCCCUCGACGAAGUGCAGAAUAUUGUGAGAUAAUUGAAGAUUCCGGUGUUCCUCCCCCGGAAUACUAUUCUUCUCUAUACAAUACAUUCCGUCACGGAUUUGACUAUUCGCAGGAUGGCGGUGAAUGGUGAAGAAACAAAUUAAAAAGUUUCCUAAAUUACGUUUCAUACUAAAUCACCGUCAGCCGUCGACGGGGAAAUAAGAAAAAGUGUUCCUGUACUUUGGCGUUAUCGAACGAAUGACAAUCCAGCGGUCUGGCGAAUGGUUGUGAGCAGUCAAAAUUUCGGAAUUCCAGGAAAAAUGAUGUCAAAAAUGAUGAAAUCGGAGAAAACACAAUUAGAAGAUUUAGCGUACUAAGAAAAAGCUGCUGUUUCUGAGAAAGUUCCGGUCUCAGAUGUUGAUAUAAGAGGAAACAGCUUCCUGGCUCUAGGCAGGUGGUGGUGGUGGUAGGUAGUGAUUCUACAGUAAGAGAAAAAUUUCAGAGCUGCGGCUUGGGAAUAAAGUGGAAAAUGACUGCGAUGUUACGGAGCUGCGGUUGCUUCCAGCGUACCCGGCGCGGUUCAAGCAUCGAGGAUUCGUCUUCCUGCCGGUCGUCGGAGAUUGAACGCGGUGGUGAAAUUACACCGCAUAGUGGCAGUCUGCUGAAGCUGUUCACCUCGAAGGGCUGGUGCCGGCAGUGGCGAAAAACCGGUCGUGGCAUGAGCAUGACGAAGAUUGAACGAACCAUGAAAGCGGCCAUCCUCAUCCAGCGCUGGUAUCGGAGGUUUCUGGCACGGAUCGAAAUUCGCCGCCGCUAUACGUGGACCAUCUUCCAGAGCAUCGAAUAUGCCGGAGAGCAGGAUCAAGUUCGGCUAUAUAACUUUUUCAACGCACUACUAACGCACAUUCCCGAAACUGCUGGAAGACCGAUCGAUUCACGGGAAACUUCCCAAGCGUCAUCCACCGAAGCACUCGAUUUUAAAUUUUCGGACGAAUCGGACGACCUCGCCGACGAAGGCAUCACCGGCCCGGAACGAGGCUACCAGGGACCACACAUCAAGUUUCCUCUGGACAAGAAGGAACUGGAGGUGAUAAUCGAUCUGUUCCGAAAGAAGAAAAAUCGAUUGCACGCGAAGUACGUGGCCGGUAUUUUGCGGGAAGCGACCUCCAAACUGAAACGGUUAUCGAACUUGAAUCAGGCAUCGACGGCAAUCUCCAAGCAGGUCACCAUCUGCGGAGAUCUGCAUGGAAAGCUGGAUGACUUGCUGGUGGUUUUUCAUAAGAACGGUCUACCAUCCCCGGAGAACCCGUAUGUGUUCAACGGUGACUUCGUGGAUCGAGGUAAAAAAGGAUUGGAAGUAUUUCUGCUGCUACUAGCUACAUUCCUGGCGUUCCCGGGUGGAGUGUUCCUAAACCGAGGUAAUCAUGAAGAUACUGUCAUGAAUGUGCGGUACGGUUUCGUCCGGGAAGUUCACCAAAAGUAUAAACACAACGCGGAAAGACUGCUAAAGCUAAUCGACGAAGUUUACCGAUGGCUUCCCUUGGGUACCAUAGUUAACAACCGUGUGCUGGUGGUGCACGGCGGUAUCUCUGAUUCCACCGAUCUGGAUCUCAUCCGUAGCUUAGACCGUGGGAAGUACAUCUCACUUUUACGACCACCAAUCACGGAAAGUUCUGCUCCGGGAGCGGAAAUCAUCGACAAAGUGGAAUGGAAACAGGUUUUCGACAUCCUAUGGAGCGACCCGCAACACAACGAAGGCUGCCGACCAAACACGCUUCGAGGCGCCGGUACCUACUUCGGUCCGGAUGUGACCAACAAGUUCCUACAACGCUACAAGCUGCAGUAUCUGGUACGAUCGCACGAAUGCAAACCCGAUGGGCACGAAAUCAUGCACGGUGGAAAGGUUAUCACCAUAUUUUCCGCUUCCAACUAUUACGAAAUUGGCUCCAACAAAGGCGCCUACCUCAAGCUGGAUCCCCAGCUGGACACACAUUUCGUGAUGUAUACGGCGGCCGCAUCGAAGACGCGUAAACUGACCUUCCGGCAGCGGGUUGGACUGGUGGAGAGCUCGGCACUGAGGGAACUGGCGGCACGACUGCGGGAACGUCGCGUCGAGCUGGAACGCGAGUUUGUAUCCCGGGAUGUGGAGAAGUCUGGUACACUAACCAUUACCAAGUGGUGCGAAGCGAUGGAAAUGGCCACUAAUCUGGGUUUGCCGUGGCGGAUGCUCAAGGAUAAAUUGGCACCGGUUGAUAUUUCGCAAACCGCAACAACCACAACUGUCACCGAAGUUUGCUACCGCAAAACUCUUCAUCUGCUGGAUACGGACUCGUUUAAAUCCGCCCAAAAUGGCACCGCUUCGGUGGCAGAGUCACUCUACAAGAACAAAAGCAGCUUGGAGGCCAUCUUCCGAAUACUGGACAAGGACAAUUCCGGACAGAUUUCCCUGGAGGAAUUCGGUGAAGCUUGCGAGCUGUUGAAGAAGCAUUUUCCGCACAACACCCACGAGCAGCUGUUGGACAUGUGCAAAAUGAUGGACAUCAACAAGGAUGGCCUGGUCGACCUGAACGAGUUCCUGGAGACGUUCCGGUUGUGUGAAAGUGCCAAAGACCAGCUGCUCAGCAGCUUUCAGGAAUCGGCAACGGUGGCUGCGGCGGAGGAGAACGAUAUUAAGGGUAAGGAAGGAGGCUCCGGAUCGGGAAGCACACGACGGAAUGGUGAUGCCAAACGUAGUAGUAGUCGCAAACGAGAGAGUGGUAAAAAGAUUGACUCCUCUAAAACAGUGGAAGAUUCGGAAGAUUAUGAGGUUUAUGAAGCGAACGAGGGAAAUCCGGAUCCAAAGGAUCAAAAGAAGCGAACGGUGGUAUCGGCAACCAGUGCAAACGGUACGGUGACGAGUUUGGUAGCUUCGGGGGGGAAUCAGGAGUUGGGCGAUAAGACUUAAGCGAGUUAACAUGGUUAAUAUGGUAGUUGUUUUUUUUUUCUUUUCCCGUAUGAUCACGAAAGACGGCAUCUCGACUUUUGAUUGUGGUAAAAAUGAGCGGAAUGAAUUUUGCUGCUAGCACGUUUUCUGCAAUGCAUAAUUUUUUGGCUGAUCCUCGUGACUCGUGAGACACGGAUUUAGGUGUUUCUUUAUUAGCUUGUUUGCAGUCUACCAAAAAAAAAACUCUCUGUUGAUGAGUUUCUUUUACCGGAUUCAAAAAAAAUUCUUCUUGGACCGGAAAAAAUGUUUUAUUCUAUAUUCGGGGUUUGAUACCAUAGAUAACCGUUGAUCAAACCCACCAAGUUAUUGAUGAACAAAAUUUCUUUUUAAAAAGUUUACCUCAAAUGUGAACAGAGUAAAUUGCAUUGUUUCAUUUUUGGAGUUGUUCGCCAGUGCGAUUGUUGAAAACGUGUGAAUCCCAAAUGGUACAUGGUUGUUUCAGGGAAUUGUGAAAAAAAUCAGCUACUCUUGUAUUUGAACAAGUUUAUAUUUGUUGGGUAAUGUGAAUACCAAUGUUCAAUUUUUCACAAAGAAUCAAGGAUUGAAUGUGAUAGCUUGUUAUAUCUCGCAAAAAACAGCACUUUACUUUCUAACCUGCACUUGAUUGUCCCUCCAUUGUAAAUUCAAUUGACUAUGAAUUUGUUUUUCUUUGCCGGUCCAGUUUUUGCUUACAGGACGAGAGAAUGGCGACGGUUUGGAAAUAUUGUGCGACGAAGCGCACAACUGGAAUAGCCGCGAGCAGCUGGACAACACUAGGUGUGGUGAAAAGUAACCUUGGAAUAUGAGUUAAAAUUAAAUUAUAUAGAUUUAAAUUGGGUGUUCAGCCACAAGUGAUGACUUUUCAGCCCUAUUAAAUACAUGAUUUGGUUAUUACCAAGAAGACAUCAUUUGCUUCCGCAAUUCUGUGAUUUUUGUGUAGGGAAAAUUCUAAACCUACUUGUAUUGUGCAAUGGGGAAAAGGAACUUAUAUACUAACUUACUAACUAAUACAGAGAGCGAAUCGAUUCAAUUGAAGAUUGUCUCAAUUUUUGUCGGAAUUUGCUUAAAAUAUUAUGUGACAUUACAUCUAAUGGUUCUAUAUUUGUGAGUCUGUGUAACUCAUUUGUACUGAACCAGGAAGGACGCUUCGAAAUUGAAGCGUUUUCUUCCUGGUGGAACAACAACUUGACCAAAUUGGUACUACAUAAAGCAUGACUGGUCUGAAAAUUUGUUCAUAAAUUAACAAUUUGUUUUUUAGACAGAGCUUAGAAUUUCUGUUUAUAAGAGGAUAUAGAGAUAUAAUAUAUUUAUUUCACUUUGCCUGGAUUCUUUCAAUGUGAUCCUUGAAAGUGAGUUUUUUGUCAUACGUUAAACCUAAGUAUUUAGCUUGAUCAGACCAUGUCAAUUCCAAGCCAUUCAAUUUUAGAAUGUGAUUAUUGUUUGGUUUAAGAAAAGAAGCUCUUGGCUUAUGAGGAAAGAUAAUUAAUUGCGUUUUUGCUGCAUUUGGUUUAAUUUUCCAUUUUGACAGAUAAUCACUGAAAAUAUUUAAACUUCUUUGUAGGCGACUGCAGAUCACUCUUAGAUUUCUACCUGUGGCUAACAGACUUGUGUCGUCACAGAAUAGCGAUUUCUGACAACCAACGGGUAGAUUUGGAAGAUCAGAAGUGAAAAUAUUAUACAAGAUUAGAGCUACGCUCGAAUCCUGCGGAACACCUCGUACGGGUAGCAAUUCUGAUUUACAAUUCUAAUAGCUAACCUGAAGAGUACGAUCCAUUAAAUAAUUUUGAAUCAUUUUGAUCAAAUAAAUAGGAUACUGGAAAUCAGACUUUUUGCUAUUAAACCUUUGUGCCAAACACCGUCGAAUGCUUUUUCUAUGUCUAGAAGAGCAACUCCAAUGGAUAACCCAGAAGAUUUAUUUGAUUUUAUCAUGUUCGUUACUCUGAUAAGUUGAUGGGUAGUUCAUAACGAAAUCCAAACUGCUCUGGUAAAAAGAUUGAAUUCUAAUUUAUAUGAGACAUCAUUCUCAACAAGAAAUUUUUUUCGAAAAGUUUACUGAUAGAAGAAAGUAAGCUAAUUGGUCGAUAACUUGAUGUUUCUGCUGGGUUUUUAUCAGGUUUGAGGAUAGGAAUUACUUUAGCGUUUUUCCAUAUUUUUGAGAAGUAAGCUAAAGAAAAACACUUGUUGCACAUUUUAACCAAAAGUCUAAAGGCAACAUCGGGAAGGUUUUUCAAUAAGAAUUUGUAUUUUUAAGUUUCCCAAUGAUUGACUUCAGUUUAUCAAAAUUCGUCUCAAUAAUGUCAUUUGGUAAUAACACUUGAGUUGAAAUAUGAUCAUAUUUCAGUGAGACUUCAUUUUCAAUAGGACUCAUAACGUUUAAAUUAAAAUUGUGGACACUCUCGAACUGCUGAGCAAGUUUUUGAGCUUUUUCACCAUUCGUAAGAAGUAUUUGAUUUCCUUCCUUGAGAGCAGGAAUUGGUUUCUGAGGUUUCUUAAGAACCUUAGAAAGUUUCCAGAAAGGUUUAGAAUAUGGUUUAAUUUGUUCAACUUCUUUAGCGAAAUUUUCAUUUCGCAAAAGAGUAAAUCUAUGUUUAAUUUCUUUUUGUAAAUCCUUAACUAUGUUUUUCAUAGCAGGAUCACGAGAACGUUGAUAUUGUCGGCGACGAACAUUCUUCAACCGAAUGAGCAGUUGAAGAUUGUCAUCGAUGAUAGGAGAAUAGAAUUUAGUUUGAGUUUUGGGAACUGAGAGAUUUCUAGCUUCGAUAAUGUAACGAUUCAAAUUAUCUAUUGCUGUGUCGAUGUCCGCAGAAUUUUCUAAAAUAGUUUCAUGAUCCACAUGAUUUUCAAUGUGAUAUCUAUAUUUAAACCAAUUGCCUCUAUGAUAGUUGAUUAUAGAACUAAUUGGAUUAAUUAUAGCUUCGUUGGAAACUCUGAAUGUUACAGGAAAAUGAUCUGAGUCAAAGCCAGCAUGUGUAAUCGGUUUGCUACAAAUGUUGCUUUGAUCUGUUAGAACCAGAUCCAUUAUAGACGGGUUUUUCACGGAAGAGAAGCAAAUCGGAUUACUGGGAUGAAGAACUGUGAAGUAACCAGCUGAGAGUUGAUUAUGAAGUAUUUUACCAUUACUGCUAUUCUGUCUACAAUUCCACUGGGCAUGCUUAGCAUUUAAGUCCCCUAUUAAGAAAAAUGUCGAUCGAUAUCUUGUGAGUUUUUGCAAAUCGCCUUUAAAGAAAUUUAAUUGUUCACCGGUGCAUUGGAAUGGCAAAUAUGCUCCGACAAUGAAAUAAAUUCCAUGAAUGGUUUCAACUUCGAUUCCCAAGCUUCCAAUAACUUUAGUGUUGAAAGAAGGUAAAAUUCUAUGUUUAAUUUGCGUUGGACAAAAUUGGAAACCCCACCACCCAUUCCAGUAAACCUGUCAAAUCGAUGAACCACAUAAUGUGGAUUACUUUUCAAUUUGACAUUAGGUUUAAGAAAAGUUUCUGUCACAAUGGCAAUAUGAAUUUUGUGAACUUUGAGAAAAUUAUAAAAUUCAUCUUCACUCGAUUUCAAAGAUCGAGAAUUUUAAUUUAAAAUAUUCAAAUAAUUAUUUAACAUCACUGUUAAAUUGUAAAUUCAUUAUAAUAUUAUUUGCAAAUUGCCAUCCGAUUUGAAAUUUAAAAAAGUGAUGAAGUUGAAUUCAUUCGGAUGAUCAUUUGAAAAAGUUGAUCUUGUAGAUAGAUCAUUUUAUUUUUCGUUAUAUCGCCUAAAUCGACUUCGUUUAAAGAAGCGAAUGGCAUUGAAGGAAUAUUGGUAGGUAGAUGUCUACUUGUUACACCAGUGUAACUGCCAUUAGAAGAAGAUUACUUGGCCGAUCUACCUAUUAAUAAAUUGUUUUCGUUAGAAGGUGAACUGGAAGGCGUUCCUGUAAUUUGAUUGUUUACAUUAGAAGAAUUAAGUGUUACCAAAGCGUAACUGUCAUUAGAAGAAGAUGAUGACGAGGUCGAUCUACAUGUCAAUAAACUGUUUUCGUUAGAAGACGAAUUGGAAGGUGUACCUGCUUUUGUUUUAAAUUUGAAGAAAAUAAGUGUAUUAGAAGAGAAAGACGUGGCAUUUGUAACGGUUUUUUGAUUUUCAGUUAUGUUCUGUUAAUUUAAGGUCGUUGAUUUGACUUGUUGUCUAAGCGAGCGAGCGUUUAUAAUUUUUUCCCUGACAGAACAUUUCAAAUAAUUGGAUUUAUGAUUUCCAUCGCAAUUUGAACAUGAAAAUUUAUCAGUGGUUUCAUUCAUUGGACAAACGUCUUUCGAAUGCGAUUUACCACAAUUCAAACACCGUAUAUCCAUAUGACAAUUUUUGGUUCCAUGGCCGAAGCCUUGGCAACGACGACAUUGCGUUAAGUUUGCAAUACGAUUAUGCCGUUUAUAAUGUUCCCAAUGAAUUUUAAUGUGGGAAAUGAAAUGUACUUUUUCUAAAGUUUUCAAAUUGUUUACGUCACUUCGAUUGUAGUGUAUUAGGUAAAGUUCAUGGGAAAUUCCAGAGCGUGGUUUAGAAGUACCAUUCGCUCUUUUUUUCAUAAGCAUUACUUGCGAAGGGGCAAAACCAAGCAAUUCUUUUAGUUCAUUUUUAAUUUCAACGGUACUUUGAUCAUUCGAUAAGCCUUUCAAGAUAGCCUUGGAGGGUCUGUCUGAUUUUAUAUCAUAUGAAUAAAAUUUUUGAAGUUUCUCGGACAAAUAUCGAAUAAGACGUUCGUAAUCUUCCAAUCCAUCAACCAAGACUCGACAUUCUCCUCUUCGUCCGAUUUAAAAUGAGACUUUUACUUCCGGGAGAAAAGUAGAAAGCUCAGUACGGAAUGCUUUGAAGUCGGAAAUCAUCACCGUCACUGGUGGCAUAGAUUGUUGUUUCUUCCCAGAACGACAAGCGUCCAUUUUGGGAAUUUUUGAAGAAUUUUCUUCUAUGUCGCUACAAUCGGAUUCAUGAAGAAUCUCGUAAAUAUUGUUAGACGGCAUAGAAUCAACGGAAGGGAAAUCCGUCCGUUGUCUUUUAUUUUUACAUUCAGAUUCUAUAAGAUCGUGAAUGUUAUUAGAAAAAUGUUGAAUAACGGAUUGUGAUUUAUUCCGUAUUGAAUUAUUUUUAGCUUUAGACUUGUUGCCUUUCCGGUUGGACGCUUCCUAGUUUGGUUAAGUCUUGAUAAAGACUGAUUUUGUGGUAGUCUUUAUAAAGACUGACUAGUUCGAAGAAUAUUUCUUUGGAUGGAAAGGCUGAUUAAUUUCUAAGUCUUGAAAAAGACUGAUUAUAUUAGAAUAUCACUCAUUGUAUAACCUUGAGAAAGGCUGACUAAUUGUUAGUCUUUAAAAAGACUGUUAGUGAUUCAGGUAGCCUUGAAAAAGACUGAAGCCUUGAAUCAAUGAAACUCUAGGUAGCCAGAAAAAAUUUCCAGGAGCCAAGAGCUAUACGCGAGCGGUGCGAACGACUGUUCAACACCGACUGAUGUGGUCCCCUUUUAUGAAGACACUUAUUCAAGAGAUUUUUCAACGGCUUGAUCCCGUUGAAAAAGUAAUUUCUUCUGAAAUACUCUUCCGCAACGUAGAUGAUUUCUUCGCCUGAGCCGAGUUUUCUAUCUUUUCUAUCUUUUGCGGUUCUACUGAGGACAGAUAAUUAUCCUAGAGAGCCAAAUUGAGCAAAUAAGGUGUAUGGGGAAUUAAUUGAAACUAUAAAUCGUUGAUUUUAGUCAUAGUUGCGAUGCUCUCGUCUCACGCAAAGACGCCCGAAAGCUAAUCAGCUGUGAAUUUAUCAGUAUUCAAAAUUCUGAAUACACAUUUGUGUUUUUUACGCGAGUUUCCGAAAUUACGCUGUUUUUUAUGCAGAUUACAGAAAGUUUUCAAAGUUGUGCGGUUUUCUUGUUUUGACAUGGCAAUGCACGAAGCGUCGAGAUCUUGUGUUAUCCGAAGUUUCAUCUCUUUGACACUUAGAAAGUUUUCGAUUUUUUUCAAAGGAAUUUUUUUCGAGAUUACAUCACAUCUGUGGUUCGUUUCAUGGAAAUUUUUCCAGCAAAUUUGAGUCGAGAUAACCCCAUGUUGAUGUUUCUGAAUGUCUCGGUUUUGCAUCUGCUUCGGCGUAAGCCAAAUAUCAAGCCUAAAAAAGUUACGCGGAGCAUUACCUAAAAAAAUGGAACGGUAACUUCGAGCUACCAUUUGUUCAGUUGUUACUUGAAGACAAACAUUAGAAAAGGUCCCAAGUGCAAAUGAUAGUUUCUCUCUGUUUUCUUUUUCUUUCGGUUAUUACGGUCCGAGAAAGUAAACAAAGAAAAACUGUCAUUUGCACUUGGGACCUUUUCUAAUGUUCAUUGAGACUUUACCAAUUUCGAAAAAUUUCGAGUUUCGUGAAGUUUGUAGUUUGAUUUAAGUAUAUUAGUAUUGACGAUCGGUUAAGAAAAACCAAUGAAAAUGUGAUUUUUCCAUUCCAAGUUUUUUUUCCAAGCUCAAAAUAUGCCCUGUCUGCAUUCAUAUGACACCAGCGUCGCGAAUAGAAUAUCGCGAACUUCAAUUUUACCGAGUCAUAACUUUGCUGUCAGUCAACCGAUUUUCGACAUUUGUUCACCAUUGGAAAGGUCCCAAAUUAAAACGCACUAAAACAAGCGGAAAAUAGAGUUGUAUACCCAGAGAUAUAGUGAAAAGAUGUAGAUAGAUGACCUCAGGAAACAUGUGACUUUUUACAAUGAUAUUUUUAGUGAUACCAGCUACAAUUUGUGUUUAACUAACAUAAACCUUAUAAAUCGGUGAACUUAAAAAUGUACACCCUUAAAAUUUCUUGCUGAAUCUCGGCAAAAAAAUGCCGAGAUUUGCACAGCCGAGUGCUCGGUUAUCGUCUCGGCAAAAAGUAUAAUUACUGAGAAUCUCGGCAAUCCAAAAUUUGUCAACUGUCAAUUAUUGCCGAACUUGUCAGCAGAAAUUUUGCUGUCAGCUCGGCAAAAGUUAUCAGGAAGGAAUCAUGAAAUGCCGAGUCAUCAGUAAUCGAAAAAAGGAAAGAUAUUUUUAUUUUUGUAUGAAAUUACUAUCACAAAAGCUAAUGUUGGUGAAAGGAAUAUUUUAUUGAUGUUCAUUUCAAUUCAGCAAACCAAAAAAGCGCAAACAUCAAACGAAAACAUCACGGCUAAAGACAAUUGUUUCUAGUGCUCCUCACGCCUUUACAUGUAAAUAAGCGGAUAUAAAUAUAUAUGCAAAUUAGAUAGUUUUCGAUUUUACUUAUCUUUUAACAAAAUAUACAAAUCUUUUUCCUUCAUCCAAUUUAGAUGUUUUCCAGUUCCACGAGCAAUGGCGACGUGAUGCUUGGAAAAUCGAAAGGAAACAUUAGAUGACAAGUGUCUCACCGAGUUUCAGUAAAAGCUAAGUCGCUGUUCAAAAUCUCGGCAAACGGUUUUGCUGAUCUCGGUAUAUUUGUUGUUUACUGACACGUUCAGUAUAAUAUUUUGCCAAACUUCAGCAAAAGAGCUCGUUUUACCGAGAUAUCAGCAUAGAACUUUAACGAUUUUCGGAAAAGAGCAUGUUAAUUACUGAAUAGUCAGUAAAAUUAAGUGUUGCCGAUAUAAUUCGGCAUUUCAUUAUGCCGAGCUCGAGAAUCGGUUUUAAGUGUGUAUAUAAAUAUUACAAUUUUUCCACCUGUUUGUGUAUAAAUCAAAACAAAAAAAUGUAUUAUAGCGAUGACAUACAUUUUUUUGCUACAAAUUAUUGGAAUUAUUACCAGAACCAAUAUAUUGAUGAGCAAACUUAUACAUCCGUUCAAAUAAUCUCAAGAAAUUUGAUACAAAUACAAAACAAUUACUAUCAUCGGCUGCGAAGUCUGUUGAAACAGAAAGGCCAAAUUUCACAAAAUGGAUGUAAUGCCAAGACUUUGCUUCUUGUCAAUUGAUGGCCAAACAUAUAGCAGAAAACUCUGAAAAACGGUACUCACUUCGAUUUCUCCGAGAUAGUUAAACAGAUUUUCGCAAACUGGAGCUCAAUCGGAAGGUCUUAUACCGUCAUAAGUUGUUACUAAAUUUAAUCCAGAUCUGAAUUCCGAUUCCAGAACUAUAGGGUAAAGAGUGAUAAAAAGUCCUAAUUAAAAAUGACGAUGCAAAAAACCUAAGAAACCUGUGAAAUGAACUUGCAUUUAUGAGAUAAGCAUCAUUACACCGCUAGGUGAAUUAAAAACUUUUUUGUUUGCUUUGGUUUUGGUACAAGAAAAGGUGAUCAUAUAUUUUUGUCUUUUGAUUACUUUCCUCAAACAUUUCGGUACAUCAAUUUUUCCAUGGGAUUUCAGCAUUCAUCGGCAUUUACGUUCAAACAAAUGAGAUGCAUGGAAAUUAAAUAAAAGGAGCCCAAAAAAAAAACACUAUCCCAAAAAAACCAGUGACCACAUUUGACCGACUCGAGUCCAGCUCACGACCGCCGUGCGACGCAACGAGGCGAAAAUGUUCCUAGUGCUUGAGAUUUUCUUUGGUCCUCACUCAAGAGCUCGCUUGUCAACGUAACAACGUUAUUGCUUUUUCAAGUAAUGGAACCUCCCGUGAAUUGAUUACAUUGUCGAAUGGAGCGUUUCUAGCAGCUGGGGACGGAUUGAAAAUUUUCAAAUUAUUCGUUCUACUUCAAAAUGAGAUGUCGUCUUUCGCCUGUUUUACCGUCGUCCUUUUUUCCGCGACCAGUGAAAGUUACCGCCUAGUUUCUCGUUUUGUUUGGCAUCGUAUGCUUCUAAGCAAGUAUUAUUCAUUCCGUAUUAUACAGGGUUUUUUUUUUAUUUCUUGUAACACAGGUCGAAGUUAUAGGUUCAGUUUCUAACCGGAACAGAUGGAUACUUGAGAAUUGAGAGUCAAGUAUUUGAAACACUAUCCCGCAAGUAUCGCUAGAACGUACCCUGAACAAUAUCAAUCAUUGAUUUAUUAUAAAAAAUUCUGAAAUUGUGAAUCGUACAAAUUGCAAGAAACUUUUCUCUCGAAUAAUUGUUUACAUCUUUUUCUCCUAGAAAUAAUUAGUGUAAGACUAAUUCGUCCUAAACUGACAAAAAAGCUUUAAUUAGUAUGAUUUUCACUAAUUCCUUAGAUAAACUAAAUAUAUACAAUUAUAUCAAUUUCUGAAAAGUUGUUAUAAUCAAUCGAACAAAAGAUAAAAAUAUAAAUAUACUAAACCAAGAUGAACCCUAUAAAUGGAACAGUGAACCGAUGGUUUCAAAACCAACAAACUCCUCAAUGUUUUUUUCUCCAUUUUUUCACUUUACCGGGCAACUAACUACUAACAUACAUUUAGAACAACAGUUUAAGCAACACAUGGCCAACUAACUACUUGUACCAUUGGAAGUUUUAGAAAUCUUUAACGUCGUCCUUCGAAAUUUUACGCUAUUAAAAUCAAUUCUAGUACAGAACUAAAUACCCAUACAUACUCAAAACAAAACAAAAACAAAUCAACAUGCACCACUUUUUUGAUCUCGUUGUUUGAUAAAGCUAAAAUAUUUAAGCGAAAUUCAAUAGCAUAGCAACAUACAUGAAUAAAUGAAACACUGCGUAUUGAUAAAUGGUAACUGUUUUAUAACAAUAUUUGAUAUUCUACUAACAAUGCAUGGCCAAACUUCGUCUAAGCUAAAUGUAACCGAUCGAAGGAACAAAAGAAGCAGAAUCAAACCUGAAAAUGCAUUUGCUGGAUUUGAGCCCACCCAACCUUAGUUUGAUCAGUUCCAAACUAGGUCCUUUGUUACCCAGUUCAUUGUUGAAAAGACUAUCCCUACGCCUACGGCUGCUUUUGAUUGCGUUUCCAGAACAGUUUUGCCCGAACAUAGCCCGAGCAUGGCAGUAGAUUUAUACCGUUUUCAUUUUUGAACCUACACGCGAGCGACUCUAACUCCGAGUAAAACGAACACGUGGUACGCGCCCUAAACAACUCAUAUAAAAAUAAAAAAUGAAUAAACUCGCAUGAAUGCGUGGUGCGACCUGAAAAAAAUUUCAGAGCGAAACUACGCGAUUAGAGUCCGAUCUAGAGCGACCCCAGGUUGCUAAAACCAACAUAUCAAAAGUUGUUUGGGUGACAUAAAUCAAAUAAACAUAGAUUUCCCAUUGUACGGAGACACUAACAGCGCUUCUAGUGAGAAACGGGUGCACUUUUUUCCAUUAGCACCUGUGGUUGUGUUAAAUGCGCAGGCAAUUUUGUACAUGCAUUUUAAGAUCAUUUACGCACCCAUUCUACACCAGACGGCGCUUUUGAUGUCACGGGUUGCUCAACUACAGUACUAUUACACUGGGGAGUCUAGGUUUAUUUUAUUUAUGCUCUGGGUCAGCUCUCGGGCUGCUCUGAUCAAUAAACGAAAACGGUAUUAGUAACAUUUUACAACAACCCACAACAUGCCUAACCUUGGAUGUAUUUUGCCUACAAUGACAUUAUUAGCAAAGCUGCUUUUUUUUUCUGGCGAAGCGCUUUUACAAAUACAAGAACCAAUAAACUUUUUAGGAUGGAGAUAACCAAAAACAAAACAAGAGAUAUGAUACGGAGCGGUACAGUUUUCUAUGCAACGUUAAUGAAAGAAAGAGAAAAAAAAAACAUUUUCCUAUCUCGUGUUUCGACUAAACGAAUGGUAUUAUAAUUAUUGAUAAAAUGACAAGCAAACAAAUCGCUGUUUUUUGUGACGACGUUAUCCUAACAAAAAGAUAAAAUCGAAUCAGCAAAUAAAACCGAUAAAGAUA